CAAGGACUUCGUCUAAAAACAUGCCUCCCGAGUUGUUGUUCUGGGCACCGUCCCAGAGAUCAGCAGGGCAAAGGAAGCCGCUCAGGCUUCGGCGGCAAAUCCAGGCCUCGCCCCCGGCCUCUGGCAUUCCAAGGCCUCUUCUAAAAACGUCCCUUGGCAGUUGUUAUUCUGGGCACCCACCCAGCAGCUUCGCAGGGGCGAAGGAAUCCACACAGUCUCCGGCAGCAAGUCCAGGCAUGCCGCCGGAUCCAGCCCCUCGUUAGCCUGCCCCCUUCCUCUCUGUCUCUCGGCAGCGGGAACCUUGGUCCUGGCACCGACCCACAGCAGGCCUCGGCCCCCCUGAAGCGUGCGAUGGGUCAUCGAUGGCUGGCUUUGGCUCUGAUACUGGCUGCCGCAGCUGCUCCCAACCGCACGGCAGGCAACGUGCAUGAGUCAGAGGUCCCGGGUGCACCCUGCCCUCAGGAAGAGAACCCGGCAGCGCCGUCGGGAGAGCAGCACGUGGCGGCCAGGUUCAGCACAUGCAUGUUGCAGUGCGCUGCGCAGGCGAUGCUCGGGAUGGUUGGCGCCAAGAGCUCCGUCUCCUUGAAGCUCAACGAAGGCAGGGAAGGUGAGGACCACGAAUUUUGCUGGAUGCUGCAUCUCCGCUGCCAGAAGGGAGAGAGACUCACCAAAGCCUUUGUCCUCCUGAACCUGGAGCAGCCCCCGGGGGGAGGCCAGCCGCCUCCCUACAGGCUCCUCCUCACCACCCCUCCCUCCCUACGCCAGUACUUGAGAGCCCGCCAAGGGAACCGACGUGUGAGGCUGUUGAGCGGGGAAGCCUGCGGUGUCCGCUUCGACGUGACGGAGCCCUUCCUCAGCGCCGAGGGAGGCCAGGAGGCCAAGAUGUGUGUCAAGGCUGUCUGUCCGGAGGACGAUGCCUGUGGGGCCUUGCGUUGCCCGCCUUUCUUGGCCACUUUGUGGCGUAGCCUGCCCAGGCCGGAUGGCUAGACAACAGGAAGGUGGAUGGGCUCGCUCCACAGUGGAGUAUGAUGCCAAGCAACUGUUGGGACUUGAGGGUGUGAGGGAAAGGGCACACAGACUGACAUACGCACAAACACACACUCCAGUUCUGCCAUUAGCACGCCGGAGGUAGUUUCCUGACAAACUUUACUUCAGAGUUCAUUUCUACUUGGCAGUGUCAAAGUUACGUCAAACAACGGAAGUAGAUCUUAAUAUAUAUCUAUAUACGUAUACGCUGCAGGGAACGUGGAAGGAACCAAAGUAUCAACCAAGAGUCGCCAGCAUGGUACAUAUGGGUGCAAUGAUGCCUUUUCAUAUCUUCCCCCGAGGCUCACAAAGCCUCUGAGCCCACGCUCAGUCUCUUUGCCCCCCUUGUCAAGAGGGUGGUUAUCUUUUUCUCCUUUGAAAUGUACAAAGAGCUGAAGGAGGAAGUUGGAAGAAUGAUGCUCUUUCCCGCUUCCUCUUUCAGCUCUACGUGCUUUCCAAAACUCAGAUGAAUACUACUGGAUCAAACUUUCCCCCAGAUCCCCUAGCAAAGCAAAGACCGUCUCUGCACGAUCUGUCUUGGGUGGGAUAGAGAGAAGUGACCAGAGUGGGUGGUGUCCACAUGGGUCUAAAACGGUUGGUGACCGUUGGUAUAAGCUAACAAGUAGGGAUAUACAUUUAUAGUAUACAAAGUGUCACUACUCCCAGGUUGCAACUGCUGCAACUUAAGGGGCUCAGCUGGGUGCUAGGUGGGUCUAGCAGAGCUCCAGGUCCACGUGGUAUGCUUAAACUUGCUAACACAACUAUCUUAAAUAUGCUUCACCCACACUGCCAUUCAGCAUGUGAUGUGCUGUGAGCACCAGAAGCAGGUGGGAAUGGAGGCUGCUGAACUAACAGCAGCUGUAGUCUGGAGGAAAGGCCAUAGCUCAUUGCUAGAAACAUCUGCUUUGCAUGCAGAAGGUCCCAGAUUCAAUUCCUGGU
Molecule: messenger RNA, 1965 nt
Organism: Lacerta agilis (Sand lizard)
Lineage: Eukaryota; Metazoa; Chordata; Lepidosauria; Squamata; Lacertidae
Exons: 2
Coding region: 352-987 (211 amino acids)
Source: RefSeq, a predicted model, not a curated record